CAGCAAUUAAGCAAUCGUCAACAUGAGUGCAGAACACGGAGAAGCUGAAUUAACGCAAUUAUAUGAAAACGUUAGGCGGAACAGUGACGCUUCGUUUCGGGAGUAUGUGCUGCGUGAGUUGUUAAUUUUCUUCAAGGAAUCCGCCUACUUGAACGAAGAAACCGCCGAUCUCGAUUUGGAUAAGGACGUUUUCGCCAAUGAUGUAAACAACUGGACAAGCGAAGCAGAUAACCGCAGUGUGGACGAUAUUUUGCAAGAGGCCGAGUUGUUGAUACACCAGCAACCAUUGUUUGCAAAAGGCGGUGAAAAUGUCGACAGCAAGUCCCAAACAGUGCUAGAAGUUUCGUGUGACGAGCUUUGGAGCGGUCUGCUCGAAGGUUUGGACAUCACCGAACAGAAGGAUGUGGCGUGCGUGGACCGGAUUGAUAUCCAGCAAACAUGCGUCAAUCGCAUGCAAAAUAACACAUAUAGAACGAUCUGCUCAACAAAUAACGAAUUCAGCAACGUCGAACUCGAAAAUCAAAGCACUGUCCUCGACGUACGGCCAACAAUUAGGAUGCUGACUUCAACAAUCAAUGCUACUAAUCGGGACUGCUUAGGAGCCGAGUCGAUGAAUGGCGAUACGGGAAUCUCCUGACCACCAAUGCACGCCCAAAAUCAGACCACAAACCUUCCACGGACUUGUGACAAAGGGACGCAACCAUCCCCGGUGCACGAAGCAUUGCGGCUGCUGGAAAACGGCACCGAAACGUUUAUCGUCUCGAAGUACCGUAAUCUGGAGAACGAGUUAUUAAAUCUCACCGAGCAAGUGAAAGAUAGUCAGGAGCGAUAUCACAGUCUUAAGAUCCAGUACGAAACGCUUUCUCAAGCUCACCGCACCCUGCGCGACCACUACAGCGCGAAGCAAGAAGAGUACGAUAAAUUGGAAUUCGAUAUCCAGCAUUUAACAAAGUGUGCCGAUGUGCUUAGAUCUGAGCUGAAAUUGGCUCGAAGUGAUCGUAACUUUGCCCUUGAGCUGCAGAAUCUACUACAAGCUGAGCUUGAUGAUGCGCGGAUCGACAAAAAAAGGCUACAGGACUGUAACGAGAAGGGAACAAAAACCAUACAGGAUCUUCAACGACAAUGUCGCGAGAUGGAGCGCAUUUUGAUGCGAAAAAACCCGGAUUCCAUUUACGGUCUUAUAGUCGCCACAAAGCUAACUGACGGCAGGUCGGGUAGUGACGUGUCACGGUGCCUACAGGAAACUCCCGGUUGUUCAAAGAUGCAGCUGGAUACCGAUAUUAAGAAGACGCCACACUACAACACCAAUUCACAUGGCAACCUAUGCGAUGUACAAGCACGCUUCAAUUCGGUGCAAGUCAAGUACGAGACACACAUUCGUGAUUUGGAGAUGCAAGUGCUAAGCUUACAGCAAAUCAACUCCAAGCUAAACGAACGCAUUAUUCAUCAAAUGGAAGAGCUUGCUAGCAUUAGCAGUAGCGCGGCAAACAAUAGUGCGUUAAAAAAUGUCGUCUCUAACGGUACACAAACUGAUUGCCAUAUCCCGCUGAAACUAUCUAAAACGAGACGCUCGGUAAUGGUGCAGACGGAGAAUUUGGUUGUGAAACCCUUAUCUAUUCGCCAGCAACAGACAAGACGGGUGUCAUCACAGAAUAAGGAAGACGCUCAUUUGCUAGCAACCAUUGGCGGUAUGCGGGUGGACUUGGCACUCAAGGAGAAAGCUAUGCAGCGAUUAACACGUGAGGUAGAGGAGUGUAAGAAGACGAUAAAAAAAUUACAGAAAAAGAAAGAAGUACUCGUAAUGGUAGACAGUGGUAAGUCACCGGUGAAUGUUCGUAAACCCGUACUGGGUUGUGUGGAAACUAAUGUCGAUGGAAGCUUGCUGCGAGAAGGAGCCCAACCAAAAGCGAAGAGUAUCAAAAUGAACCAUAACGGCCCGCAAAAUCUUAGAAAAUGACAAGAGUACCACGGAAUAGAGUCACGGUAUAGAACCUGCGGCGAAGUUACGAGUGGGUUAACGUUCAUCGAAGUACUGGGGUCGAGAGAAGAAAGACUUCUACCUUUUGACAAUAACUUUUAAUAGG
This is a messenger RNA of Anopheles cruzii, 2084 nucleotides long. Its product is annotated as centrosomal protein of 162 kDa. Gene Ontology annotation, biological process: cilium assembly. The record is from RefSeq and is a predicted model, not a curated record. The transcript has 5 exons. Lineage: Eukaryota; Metazoa; Arthropoda; Insecta; Diptera; Culicidae. Gene Ontology annotation, cellular component: centrosome; centriole; axonemal microtubule. Bases 644 to 1957 code for a protein of 437 amino acids.